Messenger RNA from Pseudomassariella vexata, 1440 nucleotides. RefSeq lists its product as uncharacterized. The record is from RefSeq and is a predicted model, not a curated record. The transcript has a single exon. The coding region runs from base 1 to 1440 and encodes 479 amino acids. Lineage: Eukaryota; Fungi; Ascomycota; Sordariomycetes; Amphisphaeriales; Pseudomassariaceae.
AUGGCCCCGAUUGAAGAACUCGAGCUCAAAUCGACCCUUGCACGCCUCCCACCUGCCCCUUCUUCCAACCUGCGAGAACAAGUCCAAACCCUCCUCCACGACCCGACCACCAAAGUGCCCAUCCUCGUAGCCCUCGAUGACGACCCUACCGGCACACAAACUUGCCACAAAAUCUCAGUCCUCACUGUCUGGGACAUACCGACUUUGAUCUCCGAGUUCCAGACCACCCGCCACGGCGGCGGCUUCUUCAUCCUCACCAACUCACGUGCGCUGCAUCCGGGUCCAGCCCGCGAGCUCAUCACCGAGAUAUGCACGAACCUCAAGUCUGCGAGUGCCGAGACAGGCACGCCUUUUGAGGUGGUGCUGCGCGGCGACUCGACGCUGCGCGGACACUUCCCCUUGGAGGCCGAGGCGACUGAGGAUGUGCUGGGCGUGGCGGACGCGUGGCUGUUGUGCCCGUUCUUCUUGCAGGGUGGGCGGUAUACGAUUGGGGAUGUGCACUACGUGGCCGAAGGGGGGACUUUGGUUCCUGCUGCGGCAACGCCGUUUGCGAAAGAUGCCUCGUUUGGUUAUAAGAGUUCCAAUUUGAGGGAGUACGUUGUGGAGAAGAGUAAGGGUAGUAUUCCGGCGGAAAGGAUUACGUCUUUGAGUUUAGAUACGAUCAGGACGGGAGGUACGGAUGCUGUCCUUUCGCAACUGAAAGGUGUCGCAAAGGGAACAGUGGUCGUGGUCAAUGCCGCUGCCGAAGAGGAUAUCGAUGUUGUUAUCUUGGCGUUGCUGAAAGCUGCGAAUGAGGGCAAGCGGUAUCUUUUCAGGACCGGUGCCGCAUUCGUUUCUUCCAGAUUGGGGAUAGCUCCCAUCUCGCCCAUUUCGGCCGAACAACUUAACUUACCUGGUGCCGUUGGUGGGCUGGUUAUCGCUGGCUCGUACGUGCCAAAGACCACUGCGCAGCUUGAGAAGCUGAGGACGAGAAGCGGAGACAAGCUCACUAGCGUCGUGAUAGACGUUCGCAAGCUGUUGGAUUCGGAAGAGCAGGCGACCAAUGAGAUGGCAAAGGCCAUUGAAGUGGCAGAAAAGCAGAUCACCCGCGGCCAGGACGUCCUUGUCAUGACCAGUCGUGAGCUAAUCACCGGUGACGACGAAGCUGAGAGUCUCGAUAUCGGCUCGACGAUCGCCAAGGCGCUCGUAUCCUUCCUGGUUGGAUUGACCACCAAACCACGCUAUGUGAUCGCGAAGGGCGGCAUUACGUCUUCCGACAUGGCAACAAAGGGGCUGAAGAUGAAGCGUGCCAUGAUCGUGGGACAAGCAGCUCCGGGAGUGCCAUUGUGGAGGUGUGAUGAGCCCUCGGCGAAGUGGCCGGGGCUGCCGUAUGUGGUGUUCCCGGGGAAUGUUGGUUCGGAUGAUACCUUAUAUGAGGUAAUUAGUGGGUGGAGAGUCUAA